AUGGCGCUGAGCAGCUCGCCGUUGGCAGCAGUGAUGCUGAUGAUGGCAUUCUCUGCAGCGGCGGCGGCCGACGUGCCUUCGCCGCCGCAGAACUGCACCCGCACGUGCGGCAGCGUGAGCGUGCCGUACCCAUUCGGCGUCGGUCCGGCCAGAUGCUACAGGCCGGGCUUCAACCUCACCUGCGACACGAGCGGCCAGGGCACACCACGGCUGCUGCUCGGCGACGGAACGCUCCAAGUAGCGGAGAUCUCCAUCUACAACUCGACGGUGCAUGUCAUACACAACGGCGACAUAAAAGUCGACGCCGUCGGCAACGGCAUGUUUAGCGGCGUACUCAGCGACGACGACGGGCCCUACAGUCUGUCGUUCGGUAAUGAACUCGUCGUGGUGGGCUGCAACGUCUACGCGACACUGCACGAGAAGAAUACAGACGCCAUUAUAAGCGGUUGUGCUUCAUUCUGCCCCGACGACGUCGUUAUGAUGUACGCUCUCCUUGCCGCAACUACCACACUAGAAACACUACUAAAUUCGACCGCUCGCAAGUACUGCGACGGCAUGGUUUGCUGCCAGGCGGCCAUCGCCCAAACCCGUCAGAAUCUACCGGGCUCCGUGCAGAUCAAAUGGCUCCGUCCGAACCAUAAAGUGGACGAGCCAGGACCGCGUUCGCGCGUGUUCGUCGCGGAGAAAGCGUGGUUCGACCAGAAAUUGGUCUAUGAUGGUUUAAUGGCAGAUCCUCCGUCAAAAGAUGCAAUGUCAGUUCCCAUUCUUCUGGACUGGGCGGUCGUUGACGAAGAGCGCCCCCCAUCAAACGAGGACAGUACGUCCUUGGGUUGCACCAGGAAAGAAGCCCUCAAGGUCUGCAAGAGCAAGAAAAGCGCCUGCAGUUCGACAGGCAGAGGGCGUCUUUGCUACUGCCAAAAUGGCUACGAAGGCAAUCCUUAUAUCGCCGAUGGAUGCCAAGAUAUCGACGAGUGCGACCUCCCUGCAAAAGACAUCGAGUGCUACGGAGAAUGUACCAACACACAGGGAUCCUUCGAGUGUCGUUGCCCGCAAGGAACCGUUGGCAACCAUACCCUACCCAAUGGCUGCGUCCAACUCCAACCUACCACCACCAAGCCUGCUGCAAAACCUGGUAAGACCCGUUUAUUAAUCGGGAUAGGACUUGGCAGUGGUGCAGGAGUUAUUCUUUUUAUUCUCACAAUAUUCUUCAUGGUGCAAAAGAUUAAACAUCAGAGGGCCAAAAAGUUGAGACAUAAAUUUUUUGAGCAAAAUCGUGGACAAUUAUUGCAACAACUAGUAGCGCAAAGAGCUGAUAUUGCAGAAAGAAUGAUCAUAGCAUUAGAAGAGCUGGAGAAGGCAACAAACAAUUUUGAUAAAUCUCGGGAGCUUGGUGGGGGAGGGCAUGGUACUGUUUACAAAGGGAUUUUAUCAGAUCUACAUGUAGUAGCAAUCAAGAAACCAAAGGUGGUGGUUCAAAAAGAGAUUGAUGAGUUUAUCAACGAGGUUGCUAUCUUGUCCCAAGUCAACCAUAGAAAUGUGGUGAAACUCUAUGGUUGUUGUCUUGAAACGGAAGUUCCAAUGUUGGUUUACGAAUUUGUAUCCAAUGGGACCCUUUAUGACCAUCUUCAUUCAAGGUCACUAUCAUGGGGACAUAGGCUACGUAUAGCAGUUGAAACAACCAAAUCUCUUGCUUAUCUUCACUUGUCUGUUUCGAUACCUAUCAUCCAUAGAGAUAUCAAGUCCGUUAAUAUACUUUUGGACGAUACUCUAACAGCAAAGGUAGCAGACUUUGGAGCUUCAAGGUACAUUCCAGUGGAGCAAUCAGGGGUAACAACAAUGGUGCAAGGUACAAUAGGAUACUUAGAUCCUAUGUACUUCUACACAUCGCGCCUCACAUAUAAGAGUGACGUUUAUAGCUUUGGUGUCAUUCUUGUGGAACUAUUGACUCGAAAGAAGCCCUUCUCAUACAUGUCUUCUGAAGGUGAUAGUCUUGUUGCAAAAUUUGUUACCCUGCUUGCGGAAGGCACUUUAUUGCAGAUAUUAGAUCCACAAGUGAUCGAAGAGGGCGGGAUAGAAGUUGAAGAAGUUGCCAAGCUUGCGGUAACAUGUGUGAAAUUAAACGAAGAGGAUCGUCCAACCAUGAGGUUAGUGGAAAUGACACUAGACGGCCUUCAAACAUCCAUGGAUCACAUUGUAGAUGGUCAAGUGGUCGGGGAAUUUGAGAAGGGUGACAUUGCAAUAAAUCCACCAUCAACAAAUAGUGCCGAAAGAAACAAUGAUGAUUCAACAAGACAAUACAGCUUAGUAGAAGAGUUUAUGUUAUCUGCAAGGUGCCCUCGAUAG
Molecule: messenger RNA, 2343 nt
Organism: Triticum aestivum (bread wheat)
Lineage: Eukaryota; Viridiplantae; Streptophyta; Magnoliopsida; Poales; Poaceae
Product: wall-associated receptor kinase 5-like
Exons: 3
Coding region: 1-2343 (780 amino acids)
Biological process (GO): cell surface receptor signaling pathway; protein phosphorylation
Cellular component (GO): plasma membrane
Molecular function (GO): calcium ion binding; ATP binding; protein serine/threonine kinase activity
Source: RefSeq, a predicted model, not a curated record